ACAAACAGGACGCUCGUCUGAAAUAUAAAGGACAAAAGUGGUUCAUACGCUCUCCUUUAAAUAUGUUUUAUGUAGAUAUAAGAAUAGUUUUGCCUAUUUGUUUUUUAUUUUCCCUGGUUUUAAGCGAUGCACAGCAAGAGAAGCACUUUCUCCACUACAUGUUCACAGUCAUGAUAAAAGCAGACACACUGCCAGUGUUCAGUGCUGUGUGUGAGUCUGAUCACAUCCAGAUCUCUCACUACAGCACUGAAGAACAGAUCUGGAUGAGAGAGAAUCUGACUGAACACGACUGGGACCGAGCUCCUGAAGGACCGCCUGAAACUACAGACUGGUAUCUAGAUCUGAUCAGGAUUCUGUCCAACCGCACCGAGUCUUCUGAUCUUGUGGUUCUUCAGAGAGUGAUUGGCUGUGAGCUGGAGAAGCUUCCUGAUGGAGCAGUGAAUCUGACGCCGGUUGAUGAAUAUGGAUUUGGAGAAGAGGAUUGUGUUGCCUUUAGUUCUGACACCUCACAGUGUUCUGAUAAAAGUCUUAACGUCAAAGAAACCAAAAUCAAGCGAGACCAUCGAGUAAAACUUCAGGAACUCUUCAAGAACUGUCUGGACUGGAUCUCAACGUUUAAUAACACCAAAAACAAUUCACCAGAUGUUGGUGUGUUUGCGAGGAAAGCUCCUGAUGAUCACAGUAAGCUGGUUCUGAUCUGUCUGGUCACUGGUUUCUACCCCAGAGAUAUUGAGAUGAACAUCAGAUUGAACAGAAUUAAUAUUCAGAACCAAAUAUCAUCUGGAGUCAGACCCAAUGAUGAUGAAACCUUUCAGAUGAGAUCCAGUGUGAAGAUCGACAGAAACCACAGAGGAUCUUAUGACUGUCAUGUCAUUCACAGCAGUCUGACAGAACCAGUGUCAGUAAACUGGGAUGGCAGAUGUUCUGGCUGUGAUCCAGAAUCUCCGAUGUCUGUUACAGUAGGAAUAUUAAUAUCAGCUCUAGUUCUAGCUGUAGUCUUUUCUGUGAUUCGUCGCUGCAUCAACAGAAGGAAAAAGCAUCAUGGUCUGAUGAGAAGUUAUCGUUAUUAUGGAGGAACGACUGAACAGCUUCAGAUCCCCGAAGCGUCUGAUCAAGAGCUCAAUACAGACUAUUAGACACUCGAUUCUAAUUCUCCAGCUGUGUUUCCAAUCUGUGUCAGCUCUACUUUAUUAAGAAUAAAUGGUUAUGAAGAAGUUAUUGAUAAGAGGUAACAUAAAUUGCAAAACAAAAGCAGUUAUUUAUUUCAUUAUAUGAACAGUAAAUAAUAUGAGGGGAAAGUCAAAUUAAACAAAUCUUAUUGUUAUAAGAUUUAAUAGUAUUCUAAGCAGGGGAGGACUGGCCAUCUGUGGUAAUCAUCUCAUUCAGACUAUAAGUCAUACCUUAGUAUAAGUCGCAUCAGUCCAAAAAUACGUCAUGACAAGGAAAAAAAAACAUAAAUUACACUGUAUUGUAAAUCGCAUUUAUUUAGAACCAAGAACCAAGAGAAAACAUUACCGUCUCCAGCCGCGAGAGGGCGCUCUAUGUCUUCAGUGUAGACUACAGGAGCACUGAGCAGCAUAGAGCGCCCUCUCGUGGCUGGAGAUGGUAAUGUUUUCUCUUGGUUCAUUUCUCUUGGUUGAUAUCAAAUUAAUUUUGAUAAAUAAGUCGCACCUGACUAUAAGUCGCAGGACCAGCCAAAUUAUGAAAAAAAGUGCGACUUACAGUCCGGAAAAUACAGUAAGUAUGGAUCAUGAGAGGAGAAAGAGUUACUUGCUAGGGAUGAUGUUAGGAAGUGACAUUCAGGUUGCUAUAUUUUUAAUGAUUACAGUAGUUAAAACAGCUAAACUUCAACAUUUUAGCUCUAAAAUGCCACAUGCAAUAGCUAAUAUUAAUAAAUAUUUUGUGCUUUUACUUUUAAAAAUGUUGGUAACGUUAAAGUUAAUGCUUACAAACUUUGAAGAUUUUGAAUACAGAAGUUACAUUUGUAAUGGUGUAUUUUCAUUUAGAUGUGGUAUUAUUAUUUGUGCAGUAAGAUUAAUGACUGCAUAAAUUAAGAUUAUUAAGUAAUAAAUUCAUUUUAAGACAGCAUGGAAUAGAUUGUAUAAUUUGCUGUUAUAACAUCAUAUUAUAUAAUCUAUUUCAUGCUAUCUUGGGAUAAAACCUUUUUUUUAUCCUUUUCAUAAUUUGUUUAUUCAGGUUGAUCUUAGACCAAGAGCAGAGAAAGACACUCACUCCAGCUCAACCUCAAAUUACUUUUAAGCGUCCCAAGUCAGAUAGUCACAUCCUAGAGUUUUUUUUUGUCAGUUUACCCUCAGAAGAAGACAACAUACCUGACAGUACAGAGAGUGUUUAAGUUGAGUGUUUAAAUCAACAGUACACAAAGAUGUACCCACUACGAACUCAAAUGAUUCGUGAACCCACUACGAACUCUCGAAUUGAUUCAAAUGAUUCGCCAACCCGCUUCGAACUCCCAAACUGACUCAAAUGAUUUGCCAACCCGCUUCGAACUCCCAAACUGACUCAAAUGAUUCGCGAUCCCCAAACUGACUCAAAUGAUUCGCGAACCCGCUACGAACUGCCGAACUGACUCAAAUGAUUCGCGAUCCCCAAACUGACUCAAAUGAUUCGCAAUCCCCAAACUGAUUCAAAUGAUUCGCGAUCCCGCUCAGAACACACGAGAACUCUUUGACCACAGCUGCUGUGCUUCAAAAGCUCUUGCAGCAGCUCAACACUGGUUUUCUCUGAGGUGGUCGGAUCACAUCAGAUUGUGGUCAAUCUUGCAGAUCAUGACUUAUAUCUAUUCUUCCUCUCCCUGCAGUUUGGUAAUAUAAAGAUUCCUUCUUUGAACUCCCAUGUCUUCUGUGGGUUUUAUUGUUCUGGGUCUGAAUUUGGGCUCCUGGGGUCUCAAAAAAAAAACAUUUUCAAUCUCCAAGGUGAACUUUAUGACAACACCAGUGUUGUGCUAGUUACUAAGAAAUAUGUAUCACUGUUAAAAGUAACUUUUUAGUUAUUUUUUUUAAAGAACUUUCUUUAAUGUUCCCAUUAAUGCGCUUUUAUGCGUUAUGGUCUAUACAAACACAAAGUAAAACAGCA
Messenger RNA from Carassius gibelio (silver crucian carp), 3093 nucleotides. RefSeq names its product DLA class I histocompatibility antigen, A9/A9 alpha chain-like. Bases 63 to 1136 code for a protein of 357 amino acids. Lineage: Eukaryota; Metazoa; Chordata; Actinopteri; Cypriniformes; Cyprinidae. The transcript has 6 exons. Gene Ontology annotation, cellular component: external side of plasma membrane. Gene Ontology annotation, biological process: immune response. The record is from RefSeq and is a predicted model, not a curated record.